AUGACGACCCCUGCUGCCUCUCCUACCGAACAGUAUGGAGCAGCCGAAGUUGGCGUCGUCGUUCGAGACACCAGGAAGUCCAAGCCAACUCCACAAGUUGUUCGCUCCGCCCCCGUCUUCCUGCUUUACAAAUAUUACCUUCGACCAUGGACUGACGCCGAUGAUCCCAAGCUGAAGACUUUGGAACAAUUCUGCCGCCGCUUCAAGUGGAUCCCUUCACUUGAGUUGAUCAAUUCUAUCAUCCAUAAGGCCAACAUCAUCGACGAAGAGGUCCGCCUGAACUUUCCCAUCUACGCUUUCAUGGAGUUUCACAAUUUCAAAGUAUGCAUCUCAGACACGACCGGGGAGCCCCGCUUGUUUGUUGGCCAUCUGGUUCGUGAGCACGGGGCUACAGAAGAAGUUUGGGCUGGGUGGUCAGGAGCGAAGAAAGGUUCACGGGAACGUAUCACAGCCGCCAAUACGAGACUCUACCAUGUACCCCGAGUUCAAAAGGAAACUUGUGAGAUAGAGUUCAACCCGGAGGUGCGCAAGCAUAUCAGAUGGGACUACGCCUUGGACGAUCUCUUCGGACUCGGUCAGCUCCACCACAUCAGAAAUCUACAAUGUAUAGUACAGAUCCAGAAUGCAAUCUUGCUCAGCGUCGCGAAAGUGUUACUUCGCUUCCCUGGUCUUAUGCAAUUGGCUGACUGCAGAAGACGCAGACGAGGAUUUGGCUUCACCGAAUGUUCAAGACGCCCCUUCACUCGAUUUGACCGAGCUGGCAGGCGAUCUCUCCCUCUCCGACAUCCUUUCCAGGCAACUCUCGACAUACUCAACUUCGGACCAAGUCCUGCAGACGGAGUGCACGACUGUCAUCCCCCUGACCCUACCAAGACUUGGAGGCAGAGAUAUUUGGAACACUAUCCUGAAGACAGCGAGUUCGACUUGGAAUCGAUACCUGAUUCUGAUAAUACAUGA
Molecule: messenger RNA, 957 nt
Organism: Aureobasidium namibiae CBS 147.97
Lineage: Eukaryota; Fungi; Ascomycota; Dothideomycetes; Dothideales; Saccotheciaceae
Exons: 1
Coding region: 1-957 (318 amino acids)
Source: RefSeq, a predicted model, not a curated record